UCAGAACACCACUCCAUCUUAUGAUCAAUGGUCCGCGGGCAAGCCUUGGAUAAGUUAACAUUACUCAGCCUGCCCUCGAGGUCAUACUGUCAUGGCGUCCCUUGUCCCAGCCCCAGCAGUUGUUGCUGAGGCAGAACGAUUGGUUUCGAUACUGAGGAGCCAUUCAGGGUCACCCGCUGACCAGGCAAAGGCAGUGCGGCAGUUGGAUAAGCUCCGAUGCGUCCUUCACACUGGUUCAGAUGCGCUGAUGUUCCAGGCUCUACCGUUCCAAGUCCUUCCGGCGCUGAACGUCUUGUCAGACUUCCGGGUCUUUGACGUUGUGCCACUCAAUGGCAGCAUAUCUGUCGAGGCUCUUGCCGCGGAGGUCAAGCUGGACCCUACCAUCCUGAGCCGUUUCAUCCAUAUUGUUCUUACUCAGGGAGUCUUUCGUGAAAUUUCUCCUGGGUUGUACGAGCACACAUCCGCGUCUGCUAUUUUCCGCUCGGAUCAAGCAGCCAGCUUCUUUCGUUUGGGCACAAUGCAGUUCCCAAACUGGUGGAAGGUAUCGGACUACCUGAAAACGCACUCCGCACGGGACGCACAGGAGGCCACCAGAGUGCCGUACGUCUGGGCUCACGGAGGGGAGGGGUCCAUGACGUACUUCGACGCCAUCGAGGCCGAGCCGACCGUGGCAGCCGCGUGGCACGACGGCAUGACCAUGAUUGAAACCAUGCAGCCCGUUGGAGGCAUGUUCGCUUUCCCCUCAGUUCGAGCGGCCGUCGAGGCGGAGCCACACCGUGCCUUCAUUGUGGAUGUUGGCGGCGGGCGCGGCAAUGCUCUUGUCUCCAUCAUGCGCGAGUGCGGCAGCUCGUAUGGAGCCCCCAUGGUGUUGCAGGACAUGGCCGAGGUCUUGGAGGGCGAGGACCCCGUCCGCAUCGAUGGGGUCAGGAACAUGCCGCACAACUUCUACGAUGUCCAGCCUGUGAAGAAUGCACACAUCUACUACCUGCGUAACGUCCUGCACAACCACUAUGACGAGCGAAGCCGGACGAUUCUGCGCCGCAUCGUGGACGCUAUGGGACCAACUUCCCGGGUACUCAUCGGCGAGAUGAUUCUUCCUGGGACUGCUGCUCCUGGAGCUGACCCGUUCCCGUUUUUCAUGGAUCUGAACAUGUUCAUGGAGGGAGGUAUCGAGCGUACAGAGGAACAUUGGGGAAGAUUGCUCGGAGAGGUCGGUCUUCAAAUUGAAAAGAUCUGGAGGCAUCCUGACAAUCCCGUGCAAAGUACCAUCGAAGCCAGGAUCCAGAAGUAGGGGUUUCCCAUCAGAUCCCCUAGAAAAGGAAUAAACACGGCAGUCAUCUGACUACAUUAACGUAUCAACUAGAUUUAGAUGAAUGAGAACAGUAUAAAGUAUGGCCCUUGAAUAUUUUACA
Cryphonectria parasitica EP155 is the source of this 1412-nucleotide messenger RNA. RefSeq names its product O-methyltransferase. Bases 92 to 1291 code for a protein of 399 amino acids. Gene Ontology annotation, molecular function: O-methyltransferase activity. Lineage: Eukaryota; Fungi; Ascomycota; Sordariomycetes; Diaporthales; Cryphonectriaceae. The transcript has 5 exons. The record is from RefSeq and is a predicted model, not a curated record.